CCCCCAGAGGCCAACUAUACCAUUUUGCUUGGUGGCUUUCUGUGGGGGCCAAACCUUCUCCCACCAUUCAGUGUGACAGUCAUACUGGGGCUCACAGAGCGGGAUGUUGGAGGCUGAAGACUGAGUUACAACACGUGAAAAAAUGAAGACGGUAGCUGCUUAAAGACUGUACAUCAGCUGCUCAGACCUCUCCACGCGCAAGGUUUGUUAAAUCUAUGGUUGCAAUGGAGAACUCAAUGAACCACGAUGACCUGGACGAGCUCGUGGGGAUGGGACUUCGUGUCUCUGUGUCCUCAGCACAAAUCGUCUUUUACAUUAUCCUGGUGAUGAUGGGCAUCCUGGGUAAUGCCACAGUGGUCGGGGUGAUCGGUAAGAGCGUGAUACUGGAAAGUGGCAGAGGACGCAACUCGGACAUCAUCAUCAUUAACAUGUCGCUGUCAAAUCUGAUGGUGUCUGUGAUGAGGAACAUGCUGCUGAUUAUUUCAGACCUGGGACUCGAGCUGUACUCAUCUAAAGAGUGGUGUCAGUUCCUGAUGGGGAUCUGGGUGUGGCUGCGCUCGGUCAACGUGUGGUCGACACUUUACCUCAGUGCUUUCCACUUCCAGACUUUGAGGCGCGUGACUCCCAUCACGGUGAACCUCGGGUCCCGGGGAGCUCCCAGCUCACUGCUCAGCCUCGCCCUCAUCUGGCUUCUCAACUUUGUUUACUCCAUUCCCGCUCUUGUUUUUUCCACGAAUGGUGAUGUGAACACCACAGAGACUCUGAUGCUGGUGAGCAGCACCACACGCCCCCUGCUGGGCUGUGUGUGGAACUUCCCCUCCACCUACAGCGGCCUCGCUUAUGCCACCACAUCUGUCGUGAUCCACGAGACAAUCCCUGUGAUCCUGAUGGCUUUCACCAACCUGGGCUCCCUUUACACGCUCUACACCCACGGCAAGGUGCGCAGCACGGCGCCGGACGGGCCCAUCAUUAAACGAGUGCCGGCGGAGAAACGAGCAGCCAAGGUGAUUCUUGCUCUCAUCAUGCUCUUCAUUGCGUCGUGGGGAACGAGCAUCAUCUCUGUAAACUAUUUCAACUACAGCCAGGGCACCUCGCCCGAAUAUCUGCUGGUUCUGGCACGUUUUGCCAAUAUUAUCUUCAUCGCCAUGUCCCCUCUUAUUCUGGCAGUCGGCCACCGGCGACUGCGUUCCACGUUCAAGUUUUUGAUUUCUCACUGACAGAGAGAUUUGGAUUUGUUCUGUUGUU
Molecule: messenger RNA, 1245 nt
Organism: Solea solea (common sole)
Lineage: Eukaryota; Metazoa; Chordata; Actinopteri; Pleuronectiformes; Soleidae
Product: olfactory receptor class A-like protein 4
Exons: 4
Coding region: 216-1217 (333 amino acids)
Biological process (GO): G protein-coupled receptor signaling pathway
Cellular component (GO): membrane
Molecular function (GO): G protein-coupled receptor activity
Source: RefSeq, a predicted model, not a curated record